This is a messenger RNA of Scomber japonicus (chub mackerel), 5350 nucleotides long. Its product is annotated as serine/threonine-protein kinase WNK4-like. Gene Ontology annotation, cellular component: cytoplasm; cytosol. The transcript is spliced from 26 exons. The record is from RefSeq and is a predicted model, not a curated record. Lineage: Eukaryota; Metazoa; Chordata; Actinopteri; Scombriformes; Scombridae. Gene Ontology annotation, molecular function: potassium channel inhibitor activity; chloride channel inhibitor activity; protein serine/threonine kinase activity. Bases 235 to 5025 code for a protein of 1596 amino acids. Gene Ontology annotation, biological process: monoatomic ion homeostasis; protein phosphorylation; renal sodium ion absorption.
CAGACAUGAAGAAGAAACAGCUGAUCUAAAGGUCUUCGUGUUGCGAUGGGACUCGAACCGGCGACACCGAGGUGACGACACGCUGAGGAGGAGGAAGACGAUGAAGAGCAGGAGGAACAUCUGAGCAGCAUGAUGCCUGAAAGUACAGACGACGAAACGGUGAAAAGAGCAGAAGAAGAAACUAAAGAAGGAGGAGAGGAAGAGGAGUCCGUCCUUCCUCCUCCUCCUGUCGCCAUGACGACCUGGAACAACGACCUCGACGUCCAAUCGGACGCCGCGGCGAACACGGACGGCGGCUGGGACUCGGGCGAGGAUUCGGCGGCGCUGUCGGACUCUAACAGGGAGCUGUUACUAUGGCAACGGCGUGAGCAGGAGGAGCGGGACGAGAAGGAGGAGAAGGAGACGCAGGCGGUCGCGUCGUCGCCGGACGGACGAUUCCUGAAGUUCAACAUCGAGAUCGGACGAGGAUCCUUCAAAACGGUUUAUAAAGGUCUGGACACGGAGACCACGGUGGAGGUGGCCUGGUGCGAGCUACAGACUCACCGUCUGAACCGGUCGGAGCGUCAGAGGUUCAGCGAGGAGGUCGAGAUGCUGAAAGCUCUUCAGCAUCCGAACAUCGUUCGUUUCUUCGAUUCGUGGAAAUCAGUGAAAGGAGCGAGAUGUACGAUCCUGGUGACGGAGCUCAUGACCUCCGGCACGCUGAAGACGUACCUGCGCCGGUUCCGCCAGAUGAAGCUGAAGCUGCUGCAGCGCUGGAGCUUCCAGAUCCUGAAGGGUCUGCAGUUCCUGCACUCGCGCUGCCCCCCCAUCCUGCACCGGGACCUGAAGUGUGACAACAUCUUCAUCACCGGACCCAACGCCUCCGUCAAGAUCGGAGACCUGGGCCUCGCCACGCUCAAGAAGGCCUCGUUCGCCAAGAGCGUCAUCGGGACCCCGGAGUUUAUGGCUCCUGAGAUGUACGAGGAGAAGUACGACGAGGCCGUGGACAUCUACGCGUUCGGGAUGUGCAUCCUGGAGAUGGCCACGUCCGAGUAUCCGUACUCCGAGUGUCGGAACGCCGCUCAGAUCUACCGGAAGGUCUCCACCGGAAUCAAACCCAACAGUUUCUCCAAAGUGAAAGUCCCGGAGCUGAAGGAGAUCAUCGACGGCUGCAUCCGGACCAACAGCAGCGAGAGGUUCACGGUUCAGGACCUGCUGGAUCACCGGUUCUUCCAGGAGCAGCUGGGCGUCCACGUGGCGCUGGCCGAGGACGACGACGGCUCCAAGGAGGCGCUGACUCUGUGGCUGCGGAUGGACGGCAACAAGAAGCUUCACGGGAAAUACAAAGACAACAACGCCAUCGAGUUCCUGUUCUAUCUGUACAAAGACGUCCCGGAGGUGGUCGCCCAGGAGAUGGUGGUGCUGGGCUUCGUGUGCGAGGCGGACUAUAAGCUGGUUGCCAAGGUGCUCAGAGACCGUGUGACGGCCAUAAAGCGUCAGCGAGAGAAGCAGCGCUGCCUCACGGAGGAAGCAGUGAUCCGCCAGCAGGAAGUCGUCAUCGAGGAGGAGUCUGAGCCCGCCCCCCCACCUGAGGCGUCCAAUCAGAAGCCUGCACCUGCAGCCGGCAAGCAGGACUCAGCUGCUUUGUCACCGCCCACCGCUGGUUCGACACAGGCCCCGCCCCCGGUAACAACGACACCAUGGGCCCCGCCCCCGGUAACAACGACAUCAUGGGCCCCGCCCCCGGUAACAACGACAUCAUGGGCCCCGUCGAGCAGCAGCCCGGUGGAUUCUGGGAUCAGCAGCGUCUCCAACAGAGCAGAUGGAGACGAGGAGGACGAGAGAACCAAACCUGCCGUCACACCAGCCCGAGAUUUAGACUCCUCCCCUAGUUCCCCAGGAAAGGUUGAAGCUACGCCCCCUCCUGUCAGGAACCCCGGCCCACAAAUUUCUGCCCCUACUCCUGCCCCUACUGCUGCCCCUACUCCUGCCCCUACUCCUGCCCCUACUGCUGCCCUUACUCCUGCCCCCACUCCUGCCCCUGCUCCUGCCCCUACUCCUGCCCCCACUCCUGCCCUUAUUCCUGCUCCUGCCACUGCCCCUACUCCUGCCCCUACUCCUGCCCCCACUCCUACCCCUACUCCUGCCCCUACUCCUGCCCCUACUCCUGCUCCUACUCCUGCCCCCACUCCUGCCCCUACUCCUGCCCCUACUCCUACUCCUACUCCUGCCCUUACUCCUACUCUUGCCCCUACUCCUACUCCUGCCCCUACUCUUGCCCCUACUCCUGCCCUUACUCCUGCUCCUACUCCUGCCCCUACUCCUGCCCCUACUCCUGCCCCUACUCCUGCCCUUACACCUGCCCCUACUCCUGCCUUUACUCCUACUCUUGCCCCUACUCCAACCCCUGCCCCUCCUCCUGCCCCCACUCGUACUCCUACUCUCACUCCUACCCCUGCUCCUGCCCCUACUCUUGCCCAUGCCCCCACCCCUACCCCUGCCCCUACUCCUGCCCUUACUCCUACUCCUGCCCUUACUCCUACUCCUGCCCCCACUCCUACCCAUGCCUCCACUCCCACCCCUGUCACUGCUCCUGCCCCUACUCCUGCCCCUACUCCUGCCCCUACUCCUGCCCUUACUCCUACUCCUGCCCCUACCCCUGCCCCCACCCCUGCCCCUACUCCUGCCCUUACUCCUACUCCUGCCCCUACCCCUGCCCCCACCCCUGCCCCUACUCCUGCCCUUACUCCUACUCCUUCCCUUGCCCCUACUCCUGCCCCCACCCCUGCCACUGCUCCUGCCCCUACCCCUACCCCUACUCCUACCCCUGCCCCCACCCCUGCUCCUGCCCCCACCCCUGCCAUUGCUCCUGCCCCUACUCCUGCCCUUACUCCUACUCCUGCCCCCACUCCUGUCCCCACUCCUGCCCCCACCCCUACCACUGCUCCUGCCCCUACCCCCACCCCUGCCAUUGCUCCUGCCCCUACUCCUGCCCUUACUCCUACUCCUGCCCCCACUCCUGUCCCCACUCCUGCCCCCACCCCUGCCACUGCUCCUGCCCCUACUCCUGCCCUUACUCAUACUCCAGCCCCCACUCCUACCCCUGCCCCCACCCCUGCCACUGCUCCUGCCCCCACCCCUGCCACUGCUCCUGCCCCUACUCCCACUCCUACUCCUGCCCCUCGCCUCCAGAAUCGUCUCCCUGUGACCAGGACAAAGAAGUCUCCACCUCUCCCCAUGCUGUGCCACCCCAAGAGCAUCGCGGUUUCCCAGAAGCCCGAGACUCCGCCCACCGCCAGCGGCUACACCUCACCUGCCGACAGCUACGCCUCUGAUGUCACCUCCGGUCUGAGUGACGGAAACGAUGGCCAAUCAGAAAAGAGCAACCAGGAAGUGAUCAGACGGUCGGCAGCGAAGCAGCUCAGGAGGAAGUCGAAAGUUCGUCUGAGAAUCACCGGGUUGUCGGACAUCGCUGACCGCGUGGUCGAGUGUCAGCUGCAGACUCACAACAACAAGACGGUGACGUUUAAGUUCGACCUCGACGGAGACGAUCCCGACGACAUCGCCUCGGUGAUGAUCCACAGAGACUUCAUCGUGCCGUCCGAGUGGAACGAGUUCAUCCUCCGUCUGAACGACAUCAUCAACAAAGCCGAGUCCAUGUUGCAGCUGAGCGCCGCCGCGCCUGAACCCGAGACUAAUGUAGAAGAUCAGAGUCUCUCCAGAUCUCUGUCCUCGCCGUCUCUACCUGACAUGGAGGACGCUGACCCUCCCCCGCUGAAGGCUGCAGACUUCCACGUCGACCCCGACGCUUCGCCUGCCGUCAAGCCGCUGAGGUCUCAGUCCGUCCACACCUCAUCAUCAGCUUCCUCCAGUCAGCCGCCAGUCUACCCCCAACCCCCCCCUCCUCCUCCUCCCCCUCCUCUCUUCUCUCUGGCCAAUGUGCUCUCUUUGGCCAUGAGUGUUGCCCAGUCCUUACUGCCCCCAGCUGGGUCCUCCAACCAGGGCUUUCACCCCCCACCCGUGUCCCCCCCCUUCCCCUCCCUCUCUCCCCCCAUGUCUCCCACCCAGGGUCUUAUGCUCCCCCCUCCCAAGCGCGCCUCCUUCUCUGCUCCGCCCCUCCCCCAGCAGACCUACGCCCCGCCGACACCUCCGACAGGCUCCACCCCCGAGAGCCAGCAGGGGGCGACGCUCAUCCGAAGUCCAGACGCUCCUCAGCGUCAGAGUGCAGCUCAGCAGGUCGGCUCAGCUCCGCCCCCCCAAGGUUCAGAGCUCGCUGUCUCCUCCCCCUCCUCCAACACAGGUUCCUCCUCCGUCGCUCCGUCGGCCCCACAGGAAGUGGUGAAACCUCCGGUCUUAACUGUCGGCCGUUUCCAGGUGACCGCCUCCAAAAACACUCCUGCUGCUGUUCCUCAGGAGCUGCGUCCACUCAGCCAAACCGUUCCCACCCCUCACUCCCCGCCCCCCCCCAAGUCAGACCAAUCCCUGAGCUCAGACAGCAGCACAGAGGAGCAGAGCGACUCAGAGAGCAGCGUGGACACAGCCUCCCCAGAGGAGGAGGAGGAGGAGACGGGGAGCGGAGGUCGGAGGUUGAGCGCCAUCCUGCCGGACGAGUCGGCUGGCAGCCGCGUGCCGAGCGGCAGCAGUUUCGGCCAAUCGUGGAGCCGCUCUGCCGCCUACAUGAGCUCUGACGAAUCAGAGAGCGAGAAUGGGGAGAUGUGGGAGGAGCUACAGGAGCUUCGGGACAGACACCUGGUGGAGGUGCAGAACCUGCAGGUCAAUCAGAAACAGGAGAUUGAGGCGCUGUACUGGAAGAUGGGUAAAGCUCCACCCCCCAGCAUCGUCUCACCCGCCAUCAUGUUGAACCACCGCCAACGCCGCCUCUCCAAGACCGGAAACUACCUCCCUACUCGCAGAAACAGCCAGCAGAGACCGGACAUGCUGCCCCCUGCAGGUAUCAUGAGGAAGAGCUCGGCCAGCAGCAGCGGUGGAUCUCAGGAGAAGGCAGGGAAAGGUGUGAGCUUCGUCCCUGGACACAGCUGCAUGUGACCGUGCUAACUGGAGACAUGACAGAGAGCAUCACAGAGGAAGAGAAGGAAGGAAGGAAGAGAAGAAGAGAAGAAGAGAAGUCACUUUAUUAUCAAACUUUCUUUUAAUUCAAAAUCUUCACCUCUUUGACUUCUGAUACUUGAAUCAAUCUACUGAAGCUGAAACCAAACAGUUUCUUAAUCGAACUAAAAACUGCAAUAUUUAGACAUUUGUUGUUUUCUGUUUUUCAUAUUUAUGUUUAUUUAUUUGUUAGUUUUGAUGUGAGACUCAAACUAAACAUUAUAACAUUUCAGCACUUUAGCAGAAAAUAAUGAACCUCAAUGAG